Molecule: messenger RNA, 651 nt
Organism: Strongylus vulgaris
Lineage: Eukaryota; Metazoa; Nematoda; Chromadorea; Rhabditida; Strongylidae
Source: the annotation of a GenBank genome assembly
AUGCAUCAAAAACAAUUGGCUGGAGUGUCGUUAUUUGUCUUGGACUAUCGUUUCAUUCUAUUGCACGGCUAUGUCUCCUUGAUUUUUCAGGAGAUUAAAUUGUUCCGUACAAAUCUUUCACUUUUGUGCAAUUUCGACUGGGUUCCUGUGCCAAUCGCAUAUCCACAGGUUGUCUUUCUCGCUGUUCGUGUAUAUUUCUCCAUAUGUCUCAUUUCGCGUCAAUUCAUAUUGGGAGAGAAUGCUUCAAACAAAAGCGUGAUUGACCUCUAUGUGCCGUUUAUGACAAUUCUCCAGUUCAUUUUCUUUGUCGGCUGGAUGAAGGUGGCCGAAGCACUUCUCAACCCACUUGGUGAAGAUGAUGAUGAUUUUGAAUGCAACUUUCUAAUUGAUAAGAAUAUCGCUACCGGCUUGUCGAUUGUGGACGAAACCUACGACUACUGUCCACCUCUCUUUCCCGAUCGUUUCAUGGAUCCUAACUACGUACCUGUCUAUUCUGAAGAUAGCCAAAAGAAUGGUCAUGACAAUGUGCUUGUGGGAUCGGCCGAAGGAAUUAAAUUAGCUGAUUCCAACGAGAACGUGAAGAUGGUCUCUGUCAGCAUAAGAGGAUCACAAAACGACAUUCGCGUAAAAGUUGAAUGUCUAGCCAAUUGA